AUGUCGACGACCCAGAGUGUUCAGUGCUUCGGCAAGAAGAAGACCGCCACCGCGGUCGCUCACUGCAAGGCCGGCUCCGGUCUGAUAAAAGUCAACGGAAAGCCUCUUUCCCUGGUUGAGCCCCAGGUCCUCCGUUUCAAGGUCUACGAACCCAUUUUGAUCAUUGGACUCGACAAGUUCGCGAACGUCGACAUCCGUGUUCGCGUAAGCGGUGGUGGUCAAACUUCCCAGGUCUACGCCAUCCGACAAGCCAUUUCCAAGGCCCUGAUUGCCUACUACCAGAAGUACGUCGACGAGCACAGCAAGAACCUGCUGAAGCAGGCCCUCGUCCAGUACGACCGCACCCUGCUCGUUGCCGACAACCGACGAUGUGAGCCCAAGAAGUUCGGCGGUCCCGGUGCCCGUGCCAGAUACCAGAAGUCCUACCGUUAA
This is a messenger RNA of Anthostomella pinea, 432 nucleotides long. Lineage: Eukaryota; Fungi; Ascomycota; Sordariomycetes; Xylariales; Xylariaceae. The record is from the annotation of a GenBank genome assembly.